CGCACAUAUUCCCGCUGUUAUUAGUGGUACGUGUACUGACGUUUCCCGUUGUUCUCGCAGGUUGAAGAAAACAAGAAGCAACAAACUUCCAACAGCCAAUCGACGUCGACAUGCGCAAACAGACUUGUUCCGACCAAUGAGUGUCCUGCCAUUAGCUUAUACCUAUAAGAAUAGCUACAUUAGAGUGUUGAUGGAGAAGAAAAGAUAGAAACAGCUAUCUUUCCUUCCAACGAAUUUAUCUGCGGUCGGUUCCUGAGAUCAAUUGUUCUUUAUUAGGCUCAAGCUCAAGCACAGCAUAUACCUAUACGACACCACAAUGACAUCGGCUGCAAUCAGAAUACCGUUGCUGCUUGCAGCAUGUGUUAUCGGCUUUUUCUUUAUUGACUCCAGUGCCUUUGUCCCAACAAGUAAUACUGGUACCCACCGGUAUCCUACUGUUCCCGAGGUAUCCAUCAGACAUGUGACCGAAUUGAACCUUUUUGGACUCCGAUCGGAUGCCAAGCAACUUGUGAAUGGCCAAGCCAACGGCAAGAUCAAUAUCAAUGGCUAUGUGAAUGGCAACACAAAGGCAGUUCCGUUUGUCGUGGAACGUCUGAGCUUGAGACCCAGUGACGAUGUGUUCAAGGGAAUUGCCGAAAUGUGCAUCAGUGUCUUCUUCAACGAUGGAAAAACAGGUCGAGCAAUGCCUCCCUGGAAAGAGGUCCAAUUAUCUUAUUUACGAAUGAUCCAGAUGGCAGACUUGAGAAGGCGACGACAACGGGACCAAAAGACAAAUGCCAUGUACGUGGCAUACCGAGUGGAAGAGGCAUCUCCCAAUGCCGCACAAUCACAACCACUCAUACUCAACAUGAGAGAUAUUCACAAUAUCAAUGCAUUGCAACAACAAAAAUCAAAUGAUGUCGACUAUGUGCGGUCGGAAAUACUGGGGUUUUGCGAAGUCAGCAUGGUACCCUUUGGAUUGAUACCCGCCACCAGCAAAAUACACGUUCCCGCCUUGGAACGAGGAUACCUUUACGAUGAUGAAGACGACCACAACAACAAUAGCAACAACAACAAUCAAAUCAUGGUCCCCAAACGAGUCCGAAGAGCCGAUGCUGUAGCGAGGCCCGUACUGACAAACCUGUCGGUCAAACGAUCGGCCCGGUCAUCGGGAGUUGGAUCCAAACUAUUAGAGGCGUGUGAACGAACUGCCGCCGGUGAAUGGGGAAAGACCGAAGUGGUGCUCGAAGUGGAAGACGACAACCAAGCAGCGCGAAAAUGGUACCAGCAAAGAGGAUAUCGGGUGCUCUUUUCCGAUCCCACCAGCCGUCGGUACGAUGUGUCGGGCCUGCUGCUCAAAAAAGUUGCCUGCACUCGACAAAUCAUGCGCAAGGCAGUCAAUAAUAGCUCGCGACGGAUGGCUCCGUCGUCGUCGUCGUCGUCAAGUGCUUCCGACGAUUCCAAAUUGUCGCUGGAGAAUGUCUUUCGACGUCUGAGAGAAACUGUUCUUCAGUAAAUAAAUAAAUAUUUUUAAAUAGGCUAACAGCUAGCUAGCUAGAGAGCAACUACCCUUC
Molecule: messenger RNA, 1553 nt
Organism: Seminavis robusta
Lineage: Eukaryota; Bacillariophyta; Bacillariophyceae; Naviculales; Naviculaceae
Source: the annotation of a GenBank genome assembly